This is a messenger RNA of Macrosteles quadrilineatus (aster leafhopper), 546 nucleotides long. RefSeq lists its product as uncharacterized. The record is from RefSeq and is a predicted model, not a curated record. The transcript has a single exon. Lineage: Eukaryota; Metazoa; Arthropoda; Insecta; Hemiptera; Cicadellidae. The coding region runs from base 1 to 546 and encodes 181 amino acids.
AUGAUUGCCAAGUUCUGCAGAAACGGUAUUGAUUCGCUGAUGAAGUGGUGCUGUGAUAAUGAAAUGACUCUGAAUAUUUCAAAAUGCUCUGUGAUAUCCUUUUCCAGAUCUAGCACACCCAUUAUCUUCCCCUACUUACUUGACGGUCAACCCCUCCCACGUUCUUUCAGGAUCAAGGACCUUGGCGUCAUACUUUCACCAAAUUUAAACCCUCAAGAGCAUAUAAAUUGUAUCUGCAAGAGAGCACAUUCUGCCCUAUAUUUCAUUAUAAGGAACAGUCGCAACAUGUUCUCUAUCAAUGCAUUGAGAAUCCUCUACAUUCAUCUAGUCAGGCCUUUACUUGAGUUUUCAUCACCAGUUUGGAGCCCUUACCUGAUUGGGCAGAUUGAGAGUCUUGAGAACGUGCAGAGCCGUUUCAUUCGUCUGGUUGGUGUGCUGAUGGGUUAUGACUACCGCACCGUUCCUAUCCAGAAUUUACAACUUCAGUUAAACUUGAGGCCACUACUUGCACGACAUGAAAUCUUCUUUCUAACCUUCUGUUCCUGA